AUGGUGGCAGUAUGCCCCACCAGUGGACUGCUGCUCAUACUGGAAAAAGAUAUGCAAGAUGAGAGAAAUUUAUGGUCCAGGAUUUGUGCAGAAUGGGUGUUUGAAAGCUCUAGGGAAAUACACUAUAGGAAGUGGGUACAAAUGGUGAAUGGGAGAGAGGGAAACAUGGCAAUGGGGCAGCUUGGCAUUAGCCCGGAUGAUAAAUGUGCUAUGUGUGGAGACCAUGAGGAGACCGUCCAACACAUAUUUUUUGAGUGCAACUUCUCCAAGAAAUGUCUUAAAGCAACUCUUGAGUGGAUAGGUACAGGGGUGCAACAUAUAGAUAUACAAGGGAUAUGGAAAAGGGUGGCACGAAGCAUACAAGGAAGAAGGUGUAGGGGGAUAGCUACAGCCACACUAGCAACACUGGUAUAUUGGAUAUGGAAAGCACAAAACAAAGCAGUCUGGGACCUGAAAGUGCCAACAAUUGAAGGAUGGAUGCGACAACUCAAACAAGAAUGCAAAAUGAGGAAAAGCUGGCUGAUGGGAAAAAAGAUGAGUCAAAAAGAGAGGAGUUGGAUAGAUAGACUACUUACCUAA
Messenger RNA from Lycium barbarum (goji berry), 579 nucleotides. RefSeq lists its product as uncharacterized. Lineage: Eukaryota; Viridiplantae; Streptophyta; Magnoliopsida; Solanales; Solanaceae. The transcript has 2 exons. Bases 1 to 579 code for a protein of 192 amino acids. The record is from RefSeq and is a predicted model, not a curated record.